AGAGCGGCCCCUCGCGCGCUGUCUCCAGGCAACGGCCGCCAACACAGCGGCGGGGCCGGGCCUCGCUCCAGGCCCUGUCACGGCCCCGCCGCCGCCUCAGGGGGGUCGGGACGGGAGCCCCCGGCCCCGGGGCGCCGCAUGGCCGAGCUGCAGGUGGCCGCGCUUCCCCGCGUGGGUGCUGUGGCGGCAGCCGCUCAGCUCCCCGUGACGGAGCGGGACGGUCCCCGGGUCCCCCAGCCCCGGCUGGAGCAGCCGGGGAGCGGCUGUGAGGAUCUGACGCGGGGCCUGAGGGACCUCCCUGCCCCGAAGGGCCGGAGCUGCUCGUCCUGUGUGCCCGCGGAAGGCAGCCAGCACGGCUCCGGGCACGGGGGCUUCUCCUCAGCGGGGCUGCGGGGCAGGCGUGUGACCGGCCGGGCCAGGGCUCUGCCCUCCAAGCCCCCAGCCAGGCGGAAGGAGGGAGUGGACCGCUCGUACCCUCUGCAACCGCUCCUGCACCUCAGCGCUGCGAGCGUGCCCGCAGCCAGCGCGGGACAGCUCGGAAGCUCCCCACGCAUGGAGGAAGCGCCGAGCGGUAGGGCUGGCUCGAAGAGCAAAGGGAAGGCUCCGGCAGGGAGGUCUCAGCCAGCUGCUGUGCUCCCUGCUUGGACAGCAGAGCCUAAGCAGUCGGCCUCCCAUCUGUACAGGAGGGAGCUGGCGUACAUCCUGAGGCUGGAGGCAGACGGACAGAACCUGGAGGAGCAAAUCCGAAAGAAAGAGGCCCUCCUCAGGGAGAAGCUGAGGAGAACAAAAGAGGAGCUCAGGAGGAUCCAAAGAGAGAAGGAGCUCGUGGAGGCAGAGGAGAGAAGAGCCAGAGAUGUGGAGAGGACCCAUGUGCGGAAGGCUGUGAGGCACCCCGAAGAGAAAACUGAACGAGUUACAGCCAGGACGGGCGAUGGGGACUGUAGUGGGGUGCAGUCUGCAGAGGUGUCUGUCCCCAGACCCAGCACCACGCUCCAUCUUCAAGAGCUGGCGAUGGGGAAGCUCAAGAAGGAACGAUUGGUGGCCAGCAACAACAAAAUUCGAGACCGCGUGCCCAUGGAGGGUUUAGCCACCUUUUCAGAGCCGGCCUCAAAGCACAGCCCUCCUCCCUCUGCCCUCCCAGACCACGAUUACAGUGAGCACCUGCCUGCAGAGGUGCUUUACAUGCAGGCUGCCAGCACUGUGGAGCAGGGGGAGCUUGGGCAAUGCAGCUUCUGCGGACGCAAGUUUCUCUGCAGCAGGCUCAAGAAGCACACAAGUAUCUGCAGCAAGAGCCAAGGCUCCAAGAGGAAGGUGUUUGACUCCAGCAAGGCCAGAGCUAGGGGCACGGAGCUGGAGGAGUAUCAGCAGUGGAAGAGCUCAGAGAGGCCUCAGAAUAAGCCACCCAGGAGGAACAACUGGCGGCAGAAGCACGAGGUCUUCAUCCAGACCCUGCGCCAGGCCCGGCAGGCGCAGCAGGUGCUCUCCAAGGGAGGAAAGGUGUCUGACCUGCCGCCGCUGCCCCCCAUUGAAAAUCCAGAUUACGUUGCCUGCCCUUACUGCAGACGCCGCUUUGCGCCCCAGGUAGCCGAGAGACACGUUCCCAAAUGCAAAACCCUCAGGAGCAGGCCCCCAUCCCCCCCGCAGAGGAGACGCUGCUGAGGCAGCAGCCAGCUGUGCCUGCUGCUGCAGCUCCCUGCACACUCGCUCUUGUCCCCAACACCAGCUGCGAGCGGUGCACUGUUAUUUACAGCGAGCAAACGGCUCAGGACACAUAAGCAGAAUAUUAAAGUUUCUGUACUCCGACCUGUGCUGGGCUGUGCCACUUGUGGUCCCCACUGAGGGCCUGCGCCCCCCAUCCAGCGAUCUGAGCAAGAAGACAGUGUAUGUGCAAGGAUAUCACUGCAGAGAAGAAAGGGUGUUGUUAUGAGCUACCGCAGGACAGCAACAAGGAGCAAACCAGCCAUCAGAAAGGGUCUGUUCUUCACAUUUUCUUUUUAUGUAGGCUACCGAGGGUUGGCUCUUUUCUUGAAAAUAGCGGUGUCUGGUGUGGAAAUAGCUGCUCUCCUUUAGCUUAGCAGUGUCUGCACACUGUUAUUUUCCUUCCACAAAAGCAAGAAGUGCUGUGCAUGAGACAAACAGCUGGGCCAAAGAGAGCAUCUGCCUUUCAUUUCAGCGCUCUGUAGAUGCAGCUAAUCGCCCUGAGCAUGCCAGCAGUGACAGGGGGCCUGGCUGCCACACUGUUUCUACUGCAAUUACCUACCAGAGCCGGGUGUGAGGAGGUGCUUAUUUUUGGCCACAGAACAUACCCUACAUUCAAUACUAGCUGGUAUUUAGACAGGGCCUUUGGAAGAGCCCUGCUGAGGGAGGAGAGGGGG
Oxyura jamaicensis (ruddy duck) is the source of this 2375-nucleotide messenger RNA. It is a transcript of the gene ZC2HC1C, whose product is annotated as zinc finger C2HC-type containing 1C. The transcript is spliced from 2 exons. Lineage: Eukaryota; Metazoa; Chordata; Aves; Anseriformes; Anatidae. The record is from RefSeq and is a predicted model, not a curated record. Bases 139 to 1659 code for a protein of 506 amino acids.